AUGGCCCGCACCAAACAAACCGCCCGCAAGUCCACUGGAGGAAAGGCUCCUCGUAAGCAACUCGCCUCCAAGUCCGCCGCUCGCAAGACUGCCUCCAAUGCCGCUGGCGGAGUCAAGAAACCUCACCGUUUCAGGCCCGGAACCGUUGCCCUCCGUGAAAUCAGGCGUUACCAGAAAUCUACUGAACUUCUCAUCCGCAAGCUCCCCUUCCAACGUCUUGUUCGUGAGAUCGCCCAGGACUUCAAGACUGAUCUCCGCUUCCAAUCUUCCGCCGUCAUGGCCCUGCAAGAGGCCGCUGAGGCUUACCUCGUCUCGCUCUUCGAGGACACCAACUUGGCCGCCAUCCACGCGAAGCGUGUCACCAUUCAACCUAAGGAUCUUGCCCUUGCCAGGAGGUUGCGCGGUGAACGCUCGUAA
Molecule: messenger RNA, 417 nt
Organism: Cyclocybe aegerita
Lineage: Eukaryota; Fungi; Basidiomycota; Agaricomycetes; Agaricales; Hemipholiotaceae
Source: the annotation of a GenBank genome assembly